AUGGCUGACCGGAAUGUCACUCUGAUAACUGAAUUCCUUCUCCUGGGGCUCACUGAUAAUCCUGAACUGAAUGUUGUCCUUUUUGUAUUGCUUCUCUUGAUCUAUUUUAUUAAUGUGGUGGGCAACGCGUGGAUUAUCACAAUCAUUCUGGUUAGUGUCCAGCUCCAUUAUCCCAAGUACUUUUUCCUGAGUCAUUUAGCUUUCUUGGAUUUCUGCUAUUCUUCAGUCUUUAUUCCUAAAAUGCUGGCAAGCUAUUUAACGGGACAGAAGGCCAUCUCCUAUCAUGGCUGCCUCAUUCAAUAUUCCUUUGUCAGCUUGUUCCUGACCACCGAGUGCUUCCUUCUGGCAGCCAUGGCCUAUGACCGCUAUUUUGCUAUCUGUCGGCCACUACACUACAGAGGUCUCAUGACCCCCACAGUCUGCAUUCACCUGGUAACAGCUUCUUACUUACUAGGGUGUGUCAACUCAGUCACCCACCUGAGCAGCCUGCUCAGUUUGUCUUUCUGUGGACCCAAUGUCAUCAACCACUAUUUCUGUGAUAUCCCAUUGCUCUUUCAGCUUUCCUGCUCUGAUACCCGAUAUAGCAAAGCUUUAUUUAUUGUUCUCUCCACUACAACCACUGCGACUACCUUUCUGAUAGUGCUUAGUUCCUAUCUGGGAAUCCUCUGCACAGUCGUAAAAAUACACUCUACAAGGGGCAGAUAUAAAGCUUUCUCCACAUGUGCUUCCCACCUAACAGUAGUGACUCUUUUCUAUGGAACAGUGACAUUUACGUAUCUGGGAACCAGCUCUAGCUACCCUCAGGACAGAGCCAAAGUUCUGUCUGUGUUUUAUACCCUUUUGCUACCAGUGCUAAACCUUCUGAUAUACAGUGUGAGGAACCAAGAGGCCAAAGAAGCAAUGAAAAGGAUUAUUAGGAGAAAAGUAUUUGCCCAGUAA
Suncus etruscus (white-toothed pygmy shrew) is the source of this 939-nucleotide messenger RNA. Its product is annotated as olfactory receptor 1052-like. Gene Ontology annotation, molecular function: G protein-coupled receptor activity; odorant binding; olfactory receptor activity. Gene Ontology annotation, cellular component: membrane. NCBI's taxonomy places the organism in Eukaryota, Metazoa, Chordata, Mammalia, Eulipotyphla, Soricidae. The record is from RefSeq and is a predicted model, not a curated record. Gene Ontology annotation, biological process: G protein-coupled receptor signaling pathway; sensory perception of smell. The coding region runs from base 1 to 939 and encodes 312 amino acids. The transcript has a single exon.